Messenger RNA from Orbicella faveolata, 1504 nucleotides. Its product is annotated as box C/D snoRNA protein 1-like. NCBI's taxonomy places the organism in Eukaryota, Metazoa, Cnidaria, Anthozoa, Scleractinia, Merulinidae. Gene Ontology annotation, cellular component: pre-snoRNP complex; nucleus. Gene Ontology annotation, biological process: snoRNA localization; box C/D snoRNP assembly; maturation of LSU-rRNA from tricistronic rRNA transcript (SSU-rRNA, 5.8S rRNA, LSU-rRNA). The record is from RefSeq and is a predicted model, not a curated record.
AUCCGGACCCUCGAUUAUCCGGACUAUUUUGUCUAGUCCCAACAAGUCCGGAUAAUCCAGGUUCGACUGUACUAGCUAUCUUGUGAGUUCAUAUCCAUUAAAAGUUGUCCAGUAUAGGUAGAAUCAAAUAACUACACUUUUAAAUGUCGUAAUAAUUUUAUGAAUCUCUUUUUUAAUAGUUUGUUGUACUUUGUAUUUAGAUUUUGCAGUUCUGCCGCAAGGCAAAACAAAGUGGUGUGAACUUGAAGCUGAUGCCUGUAGGGAUGUCCAACAGACUGGAGAACACGUCAGUGUUUAGCAGAAAAGAAAACUGCCUACUGUGGAGAAUACGGUGGCUGUUCCCUCAAGCUGGUGUGGAAUAUGUUGAUAGACGGGUGUCAGAGUUAGCAGUUGUAAGAGAUGUCCUAAAGAAGUACAUUGACCCUGAACAGGCGGAUGCUGUACACAAACAAAGUUUAAAAAAAUACUGUGAAACUGGACUCCAUGGAGUUUGUGUUUAUUUAAAGAUAGAACUUUUGCCUGCUAUUAAAGUUCGGUAAGAGACAUGUAUCUUAACACAUACAACACAACACACUACACAUACCUAUAACAUACAUAGUACUUUAUUAAUCAGUCUCAAGGCUCUUCAGUAAUCAUUAGUUACAGUGGUAGUGUUUUUCUGGAGAGAGUAUCUAUUAUACUGGCUCCUUUUCCAUCCGUUUAGGCGAGUGAAAAAAAUUUUGUCACUGGUGGAAAAAACUUGGUUGUGAACAAAUUUUUGUGUGUGAGUUUGAAGACACCAAACAAUAGGCCAUAUUCGUAUUCUCGGUAUUGGACUGGAACUAGCUUGCAAUGGAGACUCGUGCGUGGGAGUAUCAUUUUCCUGUGUAAAGACUCCCCGCAUUAGCCUCAGUUGCAAGCUAGUUCCAGUCCGAUUCCGAGGAUACGAAUUAGUCCAUUAUUUUAUAAAAUCGCGCAGAAUUUUGUCUAAUACUUACCUGUCAAAGGUAUAGUCCGAGGUAGGAUAUAUUGUUUUCAUAUUCAACAAGUUGACAACAAAAUGUAUCUUGAAUAGCUAUUCAGUACUUUGUAACAUGUGAGAGGAAACUUGGCUGGGUAUUUCAAACGAUAUCUCAUAUGUAGUAAGGACGACAGAUAAUAAAAUUGACUUCCUGUUUCAUGAAAAUUUUGUUGAAGUCAGAUGAAACUGAACUGGUUGAGCAUAAAAACAUCUCAAGUUUAGUAACAAGACUUUUGCUUGGUCUCCGUUUUAAGUUGUAUCACAGCCAGUGUUCAUCUGCGUUUUAGGUAUCACCAGCUGGAUAUUUCAAAGACCCUAAAGAAUUGUCUGGCCCAGAAGACCGUCAUUGAAUUUCCCACGUUACAUGUUGUACUCCCAGACAAAACAGCAAGCUACAUCAGCCACUCUCACUCUCAACUUGCAUAAUGCAUUGUUGUUUUAUUGUAAUAAACAAGGACACUGUUUGAUGGAAUAAAAGUCACUUUUUGUGUCAUGUUCCUGGAA